AAUGAAACGAUGCGCGUUCACGUCGGAUGCAGUCGAUUUUCGGCACAACACCUGAUGUGCUGCUGCGUCUCCUCCUCGGUCUCCUCCUCGGUCUCCUCCUUCCUCUCCUUCACGCUGCUGCUCUCGUGUCACCGUGGAAACAUGGAGCUCGCCUCUCUGUGAACCAGUGAACUGACGAAGGAUCUCACGAUGAUGUCCACUUACUACCACCCAGUGAAGGACGCGGACAUGUCGGCCAUGACGGAGCCGCUGUGUCUCGAGAGAGACGUGUGCAGAGUGAUCGAGCUCCUGGACCGGCUGCAGCGCAGCGGUGAGCUGCCUCCACCCAAACUUCAGGCCUUGCAGAGAGUCCUGCAGAGUAAAUUCUGUGCUGCCAUCAGAGAGGUGUAUGAGCAGCUUUAUGACACUCUAGACAUCGUUGGAGGACCAGAGGUGCGAGCACAGGCAACAGCCAAGGCCACAGUGGCAGCAUUUGCAGCGAGUGAGGGCCACGCACACCCAAGGGUGGUGGAACUCCCCAAGACAGAAGAGGGUCUGGGCUUUAACAUCAUGGGUGGCAAGGAGCAGAACUCCCCCAUCUAUAUCUCCAGAGUGAUCCCUGGUGGUGUGGCUGACCGCCAAGGAGGGCUGAAGAGAGGAGACCAGCUGCUGUCUGUCAAUGGUGUGAGCGUUGAGGGGGAGCACCAUGAGAAGGCGGUGGAGCUGCUGAAAGCUGCCCAGGGUUCAGUCAAACUGGUGGUCCGGUACACUCCGAAGGUCCUGGAGGAAAUGGAAGCUCGCUUCGAGAAGAUGAGAAGCGCCCGCAGACGACAGCAGCACGCCAGCUACUCAUCACUGGAGUCCCGGGGUUAGUUGAUCCCUUCAUCCAACUCAUAGUACAACCCUCCUGCCUCUUGUGUUCCAGUAGGAGGAGAAGCAGGAACCAGAAGAGCCGACUGUCACCUGAACUGUGCACUUUAUUUUAUUUCAUCUUAUUGCCUCAAAACCUCAUGAUAUCCUCCACACACACACGGCCCAUUGAAACUCUACACCAGUGUUAGUUAAUACAAAGAUAGCAGCUGAGAAAAUCCUGAGCUCUCAAAAUAAAAUCAUUAUCAUGGACGUUAAAACACACAGGUGUAAACAAACUGAGCAGAUUAAUUUCUCAUCAUCAUUCUCGUCCUCUUCCUCACACAUACAGAGAUUAAGAUGGAGCGAGAGUUAAGGUGACUCAUACACUCACAUCCUCUGGUAUCUACAGUAGAAGAGUGUUUCUCAUUUUCCUCCAUGUACCACCAGAGGAAGCUCACGCACCAUAGUUUGAGAACCAUGGCUCUAUGCGAGACACAGACAGAAGGAGUCUUGGUCACAGGGCAGCCGAACGUUGUGGGGGCAGUUCAGAGUCUAUACAGACAUGACUCACUGCUGCCCUGUGGGAGGCAGCAGGUUUAAUUUGUCAAAAGUUACGGCAGACACACAGGAAUAUUCAAUCUCUUUAUUCUAAUAUAUAUAUAUAUAUAUAUUAUAUAAUAUAUCUAAUUAUAUACGUAUAUAUAUAUAUAUAUAUUAUAUAAUAUAUCUAAUUAUAUAUAUAUAUAUAUAUAUAUAUAUAUAUAUAUAUAAUAUUCCCCACAUUAUAUUCCACUGCUGUGAAACGUGCUUAUGUUUCCGUUUCAGAUCAAGCACAAUAAAAUAACCUCUCAGUGGUCGCCGUGUUAAUGCCUGCAGCUUGGUGCUCAGCACUGCCCUCUAGAGAACGUGUUGUGCAACAUGUGUAGGAGAGUGACGGACGUAUAAAUGAUGAGUAUAGAUUCAGCAGUUACAGGAAUGAGACGGGGCUGGAGGAGGAGGAGCAAUGUUAUUUAUGUGUGUUCUUGUAUCACGAGAAAACAUCUCCUACUAUGACUGGACAGAAUCACAUCAACAUCUGUCAUUGGUGGCUUCACUAGAGUUAGAGUUAGAGUUAGAGUUAGAGUUAGUGUAGUCAGUGUUCAUCUGAUUCCUCUGCUUAUCUGCAUCUGUCCAUCACUAAGUGAACCAUUCAUUAGCAUUAAAGGUCCAGUGUGUAUGAAUACUACGGGGGCCUUCACAUGCCAGAAAGGAUGUAAACACUCUGUGCUCCUCCUCUUCCUCCUCUUCCUCCUCCUAAGCCUUUUCUAAAGUCCAUGUAAAUGAUGUAGACGCUGCUGUGUUCCACUUGUUUCCUCUGUCAGGAACCAGGAUGAGUUUGACAGUAAAUCAGUCAAACACAUAAUAAAAUAACGUGUCUCCCACCCUCGACUUCUCUGUGAACGCUGUGAACCCGGAGGAGAUGUCACUCUGAGUUUGAAAGCAGCAGCAGCAGCAGCAGCAGCAUUAUUCUAUUUUAAAAUGACAUUUAUACAAUAAACCCUCCUAAAUGUUACACACUGGACCUUUAAGAACUACAGUGAAGUUGUAGUUGGUGAGUCUGGUGUUAGACACAGUGUCAUUUAUUUCUAUGUCCUAUAUUUAUUUAGUUGCAUAAUCACUUGUGUAAAAGAUUGACUGCAUAUAGAGCACCGUCUAAACUCCCAUUGUCAUGUAGCUGAAGUUUGCAUUUAUGAGGAAUUAAAGAGACAUUUGUGACCAA
Solea solea (common sole) is the source of this 2590-nucleotide messenger RNA. It is a transcript of the gene lin7b, whose product is annotated as lin-7 homolog B (C. elegans). The record is from RefSeq and is a predicted model, not a curated record. Gene Ontology annotation, biological process: maintenance of epithelial cell apical/basal polarity; neurotransmitter secretion; protein localization to basolateral plasma membrane. Gene Ontology annotation, molecular function: L27 domain binding. NCBI's taxonomy places the organism in Eukaryota, Metazoa, Chordata, Actinopteri, Pleuronectiformes, Soleidae. Gene Ontology annotation, cellular component: cell-cell junction; MPP7-DLG1-LIN7 complex; synapse. The transcript is spliced from 6 exons. Bases 190 to 852 code for a protein of 220 amino acids.